This is a messenger RNA of Choloepus didactylus (southern two-toed sloth), 3097 nucleotides long. RefSeq names its product armadillo repeat containing 1 (gene ARMC1). The record is from RefSeq and is a predicted model, not a curated record. Lineage: Eukaryota; Metazoa; Chordata; Mammalia; Pilosa; Megalonychidae. Gene Ontology annotation, molecular function: protein binding; metal ion binding.
GAGAAUCUGCAGUGCCUUUCCCCGCCAGCGCUUUCAGUUUGGCUCUUGGGGGUAGUCCAGUCGUUUGUGAUAUCCCAGGUCGCGGCUCUGAGCAGAGGGACCUGCUCCACGCGUCUGGGUUACUCUGCCUCGCCCAUUGGUGUGGGCCUGAUGGUGCGCCAGGCUCUGGACUCCUAAGGAUCUGGAGCGAAUUUAAGAAGAUUUUAUUCAAGCAUAUGGCAUAGAAGAUGAAUUCUUCCUCCUCCACCAUGAAUGAAGAGCCUAAUGCUCUGUCAGUAGUUAACCAGCUCCGGGAUCUAGCUGCAGACCCAUUAAACAGAAGAGCCAUUGUUCAGGAUCAGGGAUGUCUGCCUGGCCUUAUUUUAUUUAUGGACCAUCCCAACCCCCCUGUUGUCCACUCUGCUUUACUUGCUCUUCGCUAUUUGGCAGAAUGCCGUGCUAACAGAGAAAAAAUGAAAGGAGAACUGGGUAUGAUGUUAAGCUUACAAAAUGUUAUACAGAAGACUACAACUCCAGGAGAGACAAAAUUGCUGGCCUCUGAAAUCUAUGACAUUCUUCAGUCCUCCAGUAUAGCAGAUGGUGAUAGUUUCAAUGAAAUGAAUUCACGUCGAAGGAAAGCUCAGUUUUUUCUGGGAACUACAAACAAACGUGCCAAAACAGUGGUUUUGCAUAUAGAUGGUCUUGACGAUACGUCUCGGAGAAAUCUGUGUGAAGAGGCCUUGUUAAAAAUUAAAGGAGUUAUAAGCUUUACUUUUCAAAUGGCUGUUCAGAGAUGUGUGGUGCGAAUCCGUUCAGAUUUGAAAGCAGAGGCUUUGGCAUCAGCGAUAGCAUCAACCAAGGUAAUGAAAGCACAGCAAGUUGUGAAAAAUGAGAGUGGAGAAGAGAUGCUGGUCCCAUUCCAAGAUACUCCUGUGGAAGUAGAACAAAACACAGACCUGCCAGACAACCUGCCUGAGGAUGAGAGUCCCACAAAGGAACAAGACAAAGCAGUGUCCCGGGUCGGCUCACACCCAGAAGGUGGAGCUAGCUGGUUGAGCACAGCUGCAAACUUUUUAUCUAGAUCAUUUUACUGGUGACUUCUAUUUGGGGCUCAAGGACUGUGUGAACCAACAAGGGGCCAGUGUUCCAAUGUUGUGGUGAACUGUCAAGUGCAAUUUGCAAUAAGUUAUCAUGAAGUUUUUUAGAUUACAUGAUUGCAUAUGCUGCAUUUUUACAUUCUAUUGGACAUGUUACCCCUGCUAAGUGGUAAAAAAUUACAGAGGCUAUAAGUGGAAUUGUUUGUUUAUAAAGGUGUUUUUGUUUUGUUUUCCUUUUUUUGCUGCCUCACUUUUUUUUUUCAUAUGGGCCCACUGUUAAAACCAAACAGGUAUGUGCAGCUUUACAUUUUAUUUUACAUGAAGCAUGUGAUUAGGAAAACUCAUUUCUUAAGCCUCAGGAACUUUUGGAAGAGAAUUUAUUUUUUAGCUCAAAUUGUGCAUGGAUUACUGAACUUUUUUUCUGCUUCAUGAAAGACACUGAUUUGGUACUCUUCAUUGAAAGUUAAAAGAAAACAUUUCUCAUUAUCCUCCUUUUGUGCCUUUUUUAUUUGCCAACCAUGUUUGUAGAAAGGACAUUGCUAAUGAACAUUUUGUAAAUUAAAAUAUAUUCAUUUGAACAUAGUAAUCCCCCUAAAAUACAACUAUAAAAAAUCUUUGCAAUCUGAUUUGUUUUUAUUUAAUAAGAUUAACACAAAUCAGUUGAGAAGAAGGAAACAACGUAUAUCAGCAAAGUGCUUUUGAGACUCUAUUUGAAUGUGACUAAAUGUGGUUCUAGUUGACUGCCAUUCAGUUUGGUUUAUAUCAGCUCUUGAAAGUUAUGUCCCCCAUGAUAUUUGUGUGCAGCUGUAAAUGGUCUCUAGGCCUUACUUUGUGAUAACACACUAUCCUCGGCUAGAAGAAAUAAUAGAAGUAAAGAGCUGACAAACUUGAAAAAAAGAAAACAAAUUGAAUGCCUGUAAUGACACAGUACCAUUUUGGUAGAGUCUAACCUCAAAACACUAUUUGCCUGGCAGAAGCCUGUUUUAUUCAGUAGAUGUUUCCUCAUAUUGCCUUUUGUGAAUUUAUUAUGAAAAUGCUGCAGUGGUAUUGAAUGAAAAAAGACCCAAAUUAUUGCUUAUAAAGAAAUAAAGCCAAGAAAUUGGUCACUUACUCUUAUUUCUCAUGUCCAGCCAGAAAAAAAGAACUUCAAUGAAGGUAAGAUAAAUAAACAAAUAAAUAGCUAGAUAAAUAAAUAAAUAUUUUGGGAUAGAUAAGAGCCCAUUCCAUGUAUGCAGUGCUUUAUUAAAUUCCUGAAAUAUUUGGCACUUAAAAAAAUUUUUUUUGAAGUCCAGCUAAAUCCAGAUAAAUUUAAAUGCUAGUAUGAUUAAAAGCUAAAAGAAAGAAAUUGAAAUUCUUUUUCAUCAACCUAGAGAGCUGCUAUUUUACUAUUUGGAGAAUGUGAAGUGAAAAUUGAACCCUGGAGGGUUUCUUUGUGUUUUCAUUGUUCCUCUUUCAGAGAAAAUUAAAAGCAUCCAGUGUACUGGGAAAAAAUUAUUGUAAAAUACCAUCACCAAUGACAGUCUUGAGUUCACUAAUACUGUGAGCUUCUCGAAGGAAAGAUAUUGAUUAUGAAGGAUACUUACAGACUAGGUGUUUGUUUAUAUUUUUUCAUGUGUCUAGGCUCUGAUUCAGGUGACACGCACAAACUGAAAACGUAAGCUUUCAGGGGCACAUUUUGCUUUAAAUGCAUUAUAAAACUUGCUGCCAGAACCAGAUGUGUUGAAAACAGAAAACAAAACCACCUCCUUUCUGUCGCCAUUAAUGCAGAGUUUUCUGUUCUAACAAGUUUGUACAGUUAUUUUAUUUUGCAUUGCCAUACAUCUGCUUAUUUAAAAAACUACAUUCCUCUGGUAAUACUGGCUUAGUACAAGUAGGUAUUGCAGUUUGGUGUUUGUGUGUUCUAAUUCUAAGUGUUCCUUUAUUGCAGGUCUUAUAGAGCAGUUAAGGCAAAUGUUAAGACAGUUUUUGAAAUAUAUUGUAAAAUAAUAAAAGGUAACAAUUAAAAUUGAACGGAUAUCGCA